AUGGAUAGGAUCAACAAUCUACCUGAUGAGAUUAUUUGUCAUAUGGUGUCCUUCCUCUCGGCAAAGGAGGCUGAUUUCGCAUCGGUUCUCUCCAAACGGUGGCGGAAUCUGUUUAACAUCAUAUCAAGUGCUGAGUUCAAUGACUCAGUUAGUAAUCCAACGAGUCUGUCGAAUUUCUUGAACAGAGUAUUGGCGAUGCCUCUCAGUUCACGGAUAAGGAACUUCUCCUUAAAAUGUCGAAAACUUGAUCUUCGAACUCAGUAUGCUCUUGUCAACCGUUGUCUCCGUAACGUGCUGAAGCGUGGUGUCUUGGACCUGAAACUAAGUAUAGAGGCUGAACAAGGAUAUUCAUUGCCUCUUGAGGUCUUCACUUGCAAGACGCUAGUUAAGCUAGAACUUGGGACUGGUUUUGAUAUUGAUAUUCUCCCUGAGAAUGCUCUUCUUCCAUCGCUGAAGACUCUCAUUCUCGAUUCAGUUAAGUUCUAUGAUCGUUGUGGUUGUGCAUUCCAAAAGCUUCUUUCUGCUUGCCCUGUCCUUGUGGAAUUAGUGAUGCGUGAGGUUGAAUGGGAACAUUGGAAAUGGUCUCGCUGUGUGUCCAGUCCGACCCUUGAGAGACUUACUAUUAGCCAUAACCUUCUCGUUGACGAGUAUGAGUUGGAGAGCAUUACUUUUAAUACUCCGAGUCUUACCUAUUUAGACUACGGUGAUUUCAUUCCGGAAGCUUAUUCAAUUGUUAAUCUUGACUCCGUUGUGGAAGCCAAGCUCAGUAUUAUUUUGACAGUUGAACACAACUGGAAUGGAAAUUUUAUAAGAGAUGAUGCUCUCCUUACUGGCGGCCCAACCAAUCUGAUUAAGGGGUUAAAAAAUGUUGAGAUCUUAAACUUAUCAUCUCCUGAGACUACGGAGGUAAGUACAUUUGCUCUGUGAAGCAUCAUUAGUUGUUAGU
Messenger RNA from Camelina sativa (false flax), 946 nucleotides. Lineage: Eukaryota; Viridiplantae; Streptophyta; Magnoliopsida; Brassicales; Brassicaceae. The record is from RefSeq and is a predicted model, not a curated record.